UCAUACUCAAGCAAGCAUCCGAACGAGCACCGUGUGCGGGUGAGACGAGAAUCGGUUGCAACACAGUUACAUUGGAUUACACAAUUGUGGAUAACAUAAGUGAAAAAGUGGAUACAUCAGUGCAAGUGCCAAACGGAUUAAACUCUACAAAAAACAUGUGCAUAUCAAAGUUUGAAAACAGCAAGUGCAAACAAAUCAACAGAAAUAACAUGGGCCGAGCAGUCCGUGGCGUCCUGACCAGGGCUAAGGUCGAACGUCGGCUGAUCUGCGGUCUCCUGCCCGCCAUCUCCUAUCUGGAGAAGAAUCCGGAUGACGUCCUCAUAUGCGUUAUCCCGGAGACGAGGCCCGGCGACGCCGCCACUCACAUGCAGACGGUGUUGCUACAGGCCUUCUGCUACGAAAACUACAUUCCUGUCAUACAGGUAAACAGUAGCGAAAAACUAGGAGAGUACUGCAGCGACUCGAACUACAACAAUAAAAGGAGCAAAGGCUGCAACUGUGCCAUAAUAAUCAAAGAUAUGAACGUUCCCAUCACCCCCGAUGAGAUCCCCAUGUCGCCCAGCGAACAAAUCUUGGCCGACUUUUAUGAAUGUACCUUGGAGGAGUUCCCACGUCCAGUCAUCGAAUUGCCCAUAUGAAUUGCCCACACGAACUAGUGAAGAAAAUUGAUGAAAAAUGUGAAAAUUGAAAUCUGGUUUAAGUUAAAACAGUGACAUGAUGGAACAAUGGUUUCCGUGAGAGAUUGUGCAAAUGUCAGCGAGUGACCCAAGUUUUCCCGAAUGGAAUUCGGAUUAGAAUUAUGUGAUAUAUGAUGAUUGUGGGACUGCCUUGAAAAGGCACAUUGUUGAGUAUCAGAAUGAUACAGUUUGAUAAGAAUUUACAUUUUAUAUAUUAUGAAGAUUUAUUGAUUGUCUUAUGUGUAACGUUUUUUUACACACUUGUUGUUAAUUUGUAUGCAUCCGUUUAAUAUGCUUUAUUACGAAUAUGUAUUUAUUGAUGAAUUUGUGAAUAAGUGAUGAUUAGUGAAUUUAUAACGAUUUUGUUAAUAAAAAUGUUCUAUUGA
Molecule: messenger RNA, 1063 nt
Organism: Aethina tumida (small hive beetle)
Lineage: Eukaryota; Metazoa; Arthropoda; Insecta; Coleoptera; Nitidulidae
Gene: Gadd45
Product: growth arrest and DNA damage-inducible protein GADD45 alpha
Exons: 3
Coding region: 156-638 (160 amino acids)
Biological process (GO): regulation of cell cycle
Cellular component (GO): nucleus; cytoplasm
Source: RefSeq, a predicted model, not a curated record